CCUCUAAAUAAAAAAUAGCGCCGUAAAUCCACGUAAUACAGCUGCAUGUGCUGGUGGACACUAACAUCGCCGUUUGAACAUCUUAAAAAUAGCAAAUUGUUGAUUACUCCCGGAAGAACAAAUUACUGUAAUGCGUUAAAACAUGUUUGGAUUUGAGGACAUACGUUUUUACUUCCAGAUUUAAACAAAUCAAUUGAUUUUUGUUUUCAGUUGUUAACACGUUUGAGGUCUCGUGGUACACUUUUAAAUUAAAAUGUCAGAAACAAAAUUCACAAUGAAUCGUUCCUUGAAAAGUUACCAAAUUUCUGUUCCGUUCGAAAACAUAACUAUAAAAUUGGGAGUGACUGGGAAGAUUCACAUGGGCUAUACCAUUGCACAAAAGGGACAAAUUUAUAGCAUAGCAUAACAUGUUGCUGUAUUUAGUUAAAUUUUUUAUAAAGUCUUAAGAUGAAAAACGUGUUUAAAAGUUUAAAUAUUCCUAUAACCUCUAUUUAUGACAUUUAUGGAACUACGUGUUUUAAAACGGUUUGCCAAACCAAACGUUUACCCUCAUUUCUACAUUGUUGUGAUUGGUAUCGUCUUUUCAUUCGUCGAGUGCAGACUCAACGGCGCUCUUUCUGGAUUUCAUAGGACAUCAUCUCGGAUUUUUUCCCCCAGUUUUAAUUAAUAAUAGUUGUCCUAAUUGACGCCUUUAAGUUUAGUCUGAAACCAUGGCUUCUUCUGAUGUUGCUCGGCAGCCGGAUAAAGGAGCAAGACCCCUGUCUCUAGCCGGCCAUGUGGGCUUUGACAGCCUUCCGGACCAGCUUGUGAACAAGUCCAUUUGCCAAGGCUUUUGCUUCAAUAUUCUGUGCAUCGGUGAAACGGGUAUUGGCAAGUCGACACUCAUGGAUACUUUGUUCAAUACCAAUUUUGAGAACUUUGAAUCGUCCCACUUUGAACCUCAGGUAAAGCUGCGGGCUCAAACCUACGACCUGCAGGAGACCAAUGUCAGGCUGCGUCUCACGGUGGUCAACACUGUGGGCUUUGGAGACCAAAUGAACAAACAAGACAGCUAUCAGCCAGUGGUGGACUACAUCGACAAGCAGUUUGAGAGUUACUUGCAGGAGGAAUUAAAAAUCAAGCGCUCUCUGCACAAUUACCACGACUCUCGAGUCCACGCAUGUCUGUACUUCAUUUCUCCAUCUGGCCAUUCCCUCAAAUCCCUGGACCUUGUCACCAUGAAAAAGCUGGACAGCAAGGUAAACAUCAUCCCAGUGAUCGCCAAAGCUGACACCAUCAGUAAAAGUGAACUGCACAAAUUCAAAAUCAAAAUUAUGAGUGAGUUGGUCAGCAACGGCGUCCAAAUCUACCAGUUCCCGCUGGAUGAUGAGACGGUGGCCAAAGUCAACACCACUAUGAAUGGCCAUUUACCGUUUGCUGUCGUGGGCAGCACAGAGGAAGUCUGCGUCGGCAACAAGAUGGUGAAGGCUCGCCAGUAUCCAUGGGGUGUUGUCCAGGUGGAAAACGAGCAGCACUGUGACUUUGUGAAGCUGAGGGAGAUGCUCAUCUGUGUCAAUAUGGAGGAUUUACGUGAGCAGACCCACUCCAGGCAUUACGAACUCUACAGGCGCUGCAAACUGGAAGAAAUGGGAUUCAAGGACACAGACCCAGAGUGCAAACCAGUGAGUUUGCAGCAGACCUACGAGGCCAAGCGUCAGGAAUUCCUGCUGGAGCUGCAGAGGAGAGAAGAUGAGAUGAGGCAGAUUUUUGUGCAGAGGGUGAAGGAAAAGGAAGCCGAGCUUAAGGAGGCUGAGAGAGAGCUGCAGAGCAGAUUUGAGCAACUGAAGCGUCGCCACGCAGAAGAGAAAGCAACUCUGGAGGAAAAGAAACGGCUUUUUGAGGAGGACCAGAGCUCCUUUAACAAGAGAAAAGCUGCUACUCAACUGCUGCAAGCCCAGAACAUGACGGCCAACGGCAAGAAAGACAAGGACCGCAAGAACUCCGGCUUCAUGUGAAGACGCUCCAUAUUUUCUGCAUUAUAACCAAUGAUCUUCUGUCUGGCUCGUCUCAUACCCUAACCCAAGCAGCUCCUCUGAAGCACUCCGCAUGUGUGAGAAGAAAAGAGGCCAAAGUUUAAGGACUGUUUCCAAAAAGAUAUACCUUCAUUCACAUAAAAUGUUAUCUCUAUUGUUA
Molecule: messenger RNA, 2172 nt
Organism: Oryzias latipes (Japanese medaka)
Lineage: Eukaryota; Metazoa; Chordata; Actinopteri; Beloniformes; Adrianichthyidae
Gene: septin10
Product: septin 10
Molecular function (GO): GTP binding
Source: RefSeq, a predicted model, not a curated record